Messenger RNA from Closterium sp. Yama58-4, 3243 nucleotides. NCBI's taxonomy places the organism in Eukaryota, Viridiplantae, Streptophyta, Zygnematophyceae, Desmidiales, Closteriaceae. The record is from the annotation of a GenBank genome assembly.
AUGCGACCAUCGCUCGGUGGCUGUGAUUGUCGUUUCUAUCAGCCGUGGGCCGUGGCUGAGGUGUGGCAGGCAGGCACGCAUCCACGCAAGUCUUCAUCUUCUUUUCUGAGCCGUCGGAUGAAGGCGAGAUUAAACGGUGGAUGCAGCAGCUUCUGCCAUCCUCCACCUCCCUCCGCUUUGUGCCUCAGGUGGGGGGAGACGUGGGGGCGCGCAUGCAAGCAGCCUUCCAGCACGUGGUGGGCCUGGGAUACCAACGGUGCCACUGCUACUGCCGUUCCCUCUCUCCCCGCCAUUGUGUGCCGCUCGUGUCUCUGUCCCCCACACCCCACCAUGGCAGGUGGUGGUGAUCGGAUCAAAUCGCACAUCCCCGAUGUGCAUGGCGCUAUUGUCGCUUCGCUGCUGCUCUUUCUCUUCCCCAUGGCUUGGCCGCUCGUCUUGUUGCCUCGUGCCCCCCACACGCAUCCAUCCAUGGCAGGUGGUGGUGAUUGGAUCAAAUGGGCAAUCCUGAUGUGCGCCCCACUGCAUGCCGCUUGUCUCCCAGCGCCCCACUGCAUGCCGCUUGUCUCCCAGCGCCCCACUGCAUGCCGCUUGUCUCCCUGCGCCCCACUGCAUGCCGCUUGUCUCCCUGCGCCCCACUGCAUGCCGCUUGUCUCCCAGCGCCCCACUGCAUGCCGCUUGUCUCCCUGCGCCCCACUGCAUGCCGCUUGUCUCCCUGCGCCCCACUGCAUGCCGCUUGUCUCCCUGCCUGCCUUCACGCUCCAUCCAUGGCAGGCGGUGGUUAUCAGAUCAGACAUCCCUGAUGUAGAUGGUGCCACUGCAGCUGCUGCCUUCUCUGCUCUCAGCCACCAUCAGGUGGUGUUUGGCCCGGCUAUGGAUGGCGGAUACUACCUCCUUGGGCUCACCUCGGUGCUGCCGUGCCUCUUCAAUGCCAUAGACUGGAGCACAGACAGGGUGCUGCAACAGUCACUCUUUGCACUCCACACUGUCGGGGUGGCUGACGUGGCGCCACUGGAUUCGCUGCCGCGCCUGAGGGACAUUGACACUGUUCACGACCUGACAGCCUGGCUCGCAGAGAAGCGAGUGGCGGCGGGCGGCGAAGGGGCUUAUAAGGCAGACACUACGGUGCUGAGUGGUUCUGGAGUUCAUGAGAAGAAUGGGAAUGAGGAGGAUUCAUUGAGGGCAGUGCAUGUGGAUGUACCCCUAACAACUGAUUAUACUCUUGGCUGCGUGCAUGGAGCCAGUGUUGGCGGAAUGGAAGACAUCGAGACGCAGCAGCAGCAGGCGGGCAACAAGUUCAACAAGAAGCAAUCUAAGAACAAGGACAGCGGCAAGAACAAGGACAGCGGCAAGAACAAGGACAGCGGCAAGAACAAGGACAGCGGCAAGAACAAGGACAGCGGCAAGAACAAGGACAAAAGCUACUUUCCAGCGUUUCUGCAAACUGCAAGCAACAACAAUGCUGGUCUCGUCGUGCACGAUCUCACCGAGAUGAAAGUGCAGCGUGGCAUGAAGACGAUCAUCGCGACCGAGUCGCGCGAUGCCGCGAUCCGCGAGUGUCGUCGCAAGGUCGAGAAGAUCUCGCGCGAGUGCCGCAUGGACAACGUCAAGUACCGGGACCCGCACUUCGACCUCGCGAAUAUGCCCAAUUUCUGUCUCAAGGGGCUGAAACGGGUUCACGAGGGCGAGGACGAUGGGCCGGCCGCAGCGAAACGCGUCGGCGAUCUCUACGAUGAGCCGCUUUUCAUUGUCGACGGCAUCCGCGCCGAAGAUAUCAAGCAGGGCGGCGCGGGCGAUUGCUGGUUCCUCGCGGCGGUGGCGACGAUCGCGAACAUGCCCAAGCUGCUCGAGUCGAUCUGCGUCGCGCGCGAUGAGCAAGUCGGGGUCUACGGGUUCAUCUUCUUCCGCGACGGCGAGUGGAUCUCCGAGGUCAUCGACGACCAGCUCUUCGUGACGCACCCAGACUACGCCGACGCCGACGACGACAUGAAAAGCGUGUUCCCGACCGAGAAGGACUACGUCAAAGCCGUCCAGCGCGGCUCCAACGCACUCCAUUUCGGAAAAUGCGUCGAUUCGAACGAGACCUGGCUGCCCCUGCUCGAGAAGGCGUACGCCAAGGCGCACGGCGAUUACUCCGCCAUCGAUGGCGGGUUCACGGGCGAAGGGGUCGAGGAUUUGACCGGUGGCGUCACGUCCGAGAUCAUUACGCGCGACAUCCUGGAUAAAGAGCGCUUCUGGAAGGACGAGCUAAUGAAAGUGAACAAGGAACUGCUUUUCGCGUGCGCGAUCUCUGGCGUGAACGCGGUCAAGGUGAACGGGCUCAUCACAAGCCACGCCUACUCUGUGCUCCAGGCCGUCGAGAUCAAGGGGACGCGACUCGUGCACGUGCGGAACCCGUGGGGCCAGUCCGAGUGGACGGGUCUAUGGGCCGAUGGCUCGCCCGAGUGGACGGCCGAGUGGAUGACCGCGCUGAACCAUCGGUUCGGGGACGAUGGCGCGUUCUGGAUGAGCUAUGACGAUUUCCUGGCCACGUUCACGCAGCUCGACCGCACGCGCAUCUUCACGCCCGAGUGGACCAUGGCGCAGGCCUGGACCCAGGUCGAAGCGCUCUGGCCGGCCAAGUUUGCGGGGCAGGAAUUCCAGCUCACACUGAGCAAGGACUCGCCGGUCGUGAUCGUGCUGCAGCAGGUGGAUGCGCGGUAUUUCGCGGGGCUUGAGGGGAAAUACGACUUUCAGCUGCAUUUCCGCGUGCGUAGCGAGGGCGAGAGUGAUUACUAUGCGCGCUCGAAGCAGACACUGGUGAUGAACCGGUCGGUGAAUAAGGAAGUGUUCCUGGAGGCCGGCACGUGGCGUGUGAGUGUCAAAGUCUCCCGCGAGCCGACUGCUCGGCCGACGCGGCAGGACUGCGUGAAGACGUUCGAGAGAGUUCAGUCAAGGAAAUUCCACACUGUCGCGCGGAAUUUCGUCUACGCGCAUGCCAAGGCCGUGGAUACGACGCAGUGGGAGGAGAUUGACGAGGAGAUUGACGAGGAGGUGGAGGACGAGGAGCCCGAGACGGAGGAGCAGGCGGAUGAAGAGGAGGGAUCAGAGGAGGAGGAAGAAGAGGAGGACGACGACGCCUUGGAUGCGGUGGCAGUGGUUGGUGUGCGUGUGUACGCCACGGACCCGAAGCUCAAGGUCGAGUGUGCGCCCGUGGAGGACGUGCUGCUGGGCUUGGACCCGGAUGACUCGGCCGUCAUGGCGUAA